This is a messenger RNA of Suricata suricatta (meerkat), 591 nucleotides long. Its product is annotated as interferon lambda-3-like. Gene Ontology annotation, molecular function: cytokine activity. The coding region runs from base 1 to 591 and encodes 196 amino acids. Gene Ontology annotation, biological process: defense response to virus; cell surface receptor signaling pathway via JAK-STAT; innate immune response. The record is from RefSeq and is a predicted model, not a curated record. NCBI's taxonomy places the organism in Eukaryota, Metazoa, Chordata, Mammalia, Carnivora, Herpestidae. The transcript has 6 exons.
AUGAAGCCAGAUCUGGCUGCGGGAUGCGGGCUGGCGCUCAUUGCUGUGGUCGUGAUGGGGACAGGAGCAUUCCCAGGCCCACAGCCCCUCGGGGACCUCCCGGAUGCGGGGGGCUGCCACCUGGCCCGGUUCAAGUCUCUGUCCCCACAAGAGCUGCAGGCCUUCAAGAGGGCCAAGGACACCUUUGAAGAGUCACUGUCCUCGAAGGCCUGGACCUGCCGCCCCCGCCUCUUCCCCAGGACCUGGGACUUGCAGCAGCUGCAGGUAUGGGAGCGUCUGGUGGCCUUGGAGGCUGAGCUGGCCCUGACGCUGAAGGUCCUGGGGACCAUGGCUGACGCAUCCCAGGGGGACAUCCUGGACCAGCCCCUUCACAUGCUGCGCCACAUCCAUUCCGAGCUCCAGGCCUGUGUCUCGGCUCAGCCCGAAGCAGGCUCCCGGCCCCGAGGCCGCCUCCACCACUGGCUGCACCGGCUCCACGAGGCCCCGAAGAAGGAGUCGCUCAGCUGCCUGGAAACCUCCGUCAUGUUCAACCUCUUCCGCCUCCUCACCAGGGACCUGAAAUGUGUCGCCAGUGGAGACCUGUGUGUGUGA